CCCGUAACUAUACCUGUGUUGACAGGAGUCUCGGUCUGAUUUACGUUCUUGCUCCAGCGAGGUUUUUAUCUUGACGAGAACUUGCUUAGAUCUGGAGGUCGCUCAUCCGGUGUGUUUCCGUAAUUAAUCGUAUCGUGGAUCUGGCGUACGCCAUGGCUGCCCUGUACGCGUGCACGAAAUGCAAUCAGAGGUUCCCGUUUGAAGCUCUAUCCCAGGGUCAACAGCUCUGCAAGGAGUGUCGCAUCGCCCAUCCCAUGGUGAAGUGUACCUACUGCCGCACGGAAUUUCAGCAGGAGAGCAAAACCAACACCAUCUGUAAGAAGUGCGCCCACAACGUCAAGCUGUACGGCACGCCCAAACCCUGUCAGUAUUGCAACAUCAUCGCCGCCUUCAUCGGCAACAAGUGCCAGCGCUGCACCAACUCGGAGAAGCGGCACGGGCCGCCGCAGCCGUGCGAACAGUGCAAGCAGCAGUGCGCCUUCGACCGAAAGGACGACCGCAGGAAGGUGAGCCGCGGCGCCUGCGUGUGUCUCUGUAAGCCAGCACGGCCCUCACCCCCUUUCCCUCCCCCGCAGGUGGACGGGAAGCUGCUCUGCUGGCUCUGCACUCUGUCCUACAAGCGCGUGCUGCAGAAAACACGAGAGCAGCACAAGCAGCUGGGCGGCACCUCGCAUGCCUCCCUGUCGCACAAGGAGCAGCUAUCGCACUAUAACAGCCAGAAGACUCUGUCCACCUCCUCUCUGCAGAAUGAAAUCCCCAAGAAGAAGGGCAAGUUUGACAGCAUCUCCACCAAUGGAGACAGCUUCUCCCCGGAUCUGGCACUGGACUCCCCAGGAACAGACCACCUGGUCAUCAUCACCCAGCUGAAGGAGGAGGUAGCCUCACUCAAGAAGGUUCUUCACCAGAAAGACCAGCUCAUCCUGGACAAGGAGAAGAAAAUCACAGAGCUCAAGGCAGAGUUCCAGUACCAGGAGAGCCAGAUGAGGACCAAGAUGAACCAAAUGGAGAAAACCCACAAAGAUCUAGUGGAGCAGCUUCAGGCGCGGAACCGGGAGCUGCUGAAGCAGGUGGCCGCGCUCUCCAAGGGCAAGAAACCCACCAUGACAUCACCGUGAGGGGCCUGGGGGCCCUGGGGGGGCGAGGGAGGAGAGGAGACUGCCGGAGGUGCAGGAAGGGGACCAUGGAGGGUGCUGUGCAGGGCUGGGAUUGGGAUGCUGCACACGGCUUUGUUUCCAUGGGGACCUGGGUGUCUUCAUGAGGGCUGCUGGCUUCCAUUCAGCCAGCAGGUGUCACCUGUGUGCAGCCGUGGCAGGUUGGUGUGACUCCAAGCCGGCGUGCCUGACUCACUGCUGUGACUCGGAGGACCGCUGUGACUCGGAGGCUUUGUGUAAGGACACAGCUGUGAAACGGCGGCACAUGACACGCUGGGGGGGCGGGGGUCACGCCUAUCUGCACCCCCAGCAUCUCCACACUGAGAAACAGUCCUCAUCUGUACUGACACACAGAAUAUAUUUCAUAUUCAUAUUGACCCAAGUCAGGAGAAAGAUGAAUGUGAGUGUGUAUGUGAAUGUGUGUGUGUGUGUGUGUGUGUGUGUGUGUGUGUGUGUGUGUGUAUGUGAGUGUGUGUAAGCAUGACAGACUUGUAAUUGUUUGGGUUUUCACGGUUUAUGUGACACUCCUAUUAUGUGGUGUUGAUGAUGAUGAUGGUGUUGAGUUGAAGAGCUUUGUGAUGAGCAGUGAGGUCUUUUGUUUGGCUGUGAAGAUCAGAGGAUGUUUACAGGGUGAGUCCACUUUCUCAGCCCUCUGCUACAAUCCCAAACCAGGCUGCAUUCAUGCCCUUUGUCACUCAAACUCUUUUAAUUUCUCACCCAUCAAUCCAUCCCUCUACCUUCCUAACGCAGGAAACACAGGCCUCUAACUGGCAGUAGUAAUUCAGGUCUCUGUGGACAGCAGACUGUCCAGUAAGACUUUAGCAUCUUGCUGCCAAAAAAAAAUCUCCUUUGGAAGUAAAACAACCCUGGUGGCCGAUGUGUAAUAACAUACUUGGUGUCCAAAAAUGUACCAACAUCUGAGAUUUAGACCUCUGUGCAUUCGGUUGCUAGGAUACAGGAUGUGUCUACAUGGGGCACAGGGUUUUAGCCUUAGCUCUGGGAGCAGCUAGUGCUGCCUGGAUGACCACGGACAGCCUGUGCAGUACGGGGCUCUGUUCUCGUAGCGGCAGCCUUUGCACUCACCGUGGUAAUACCUCACUUUCCAGGCUGCUCUUUCUUACAUUUGGUGUGACUAAUAAACACUAUUUAUUUACUCAUCUGUAUAUUAGAGGAUUUUUCAAAGGCUCACCCCUGUCAGCAGAUUUGCACAGCUGUAGCGGGGGCUUCUGUACGUGGUGCUGGUUCAUGAACAACAAUGCAUGUAAAUAGUGUUUUAUAUAGGAAUGUGUAUGAAUGUGCUGGAACGGGCCGAUCUGGCCUCACAGGCCGUCACUCUGUCACGUCAACGUGUACUGCCAUAACCCCAAUAAAGCAUUGCGCUCUGGGAAAAGCA
This is a messenger RNA of Paramormyrops kingsleyae, 2544 nucleotides long. The record is from RefSeq and is a predicted model, not a curated record. NCBI's taxonomy places the organism in Eukaryota, Metazoa, Chordata, Actinopteri, Osteoglossiformes, Mormyridae.